Mandrillus leucophaeus (drill) is the source of this 5339-nucleotide messenger RNA. RefSeq names its product phosphatidylinositol-4,5-bisphosphate 3-kinase, catalytic subunit gamma (gene PIK3CG). Gene Ontology annotation, molecular function: 1-phosphatidylinositol-3-kinase activity; 1-phosphatidylinositol-4-phosphate 3-kinase activity. Gene Ontology annotation, biological process: phosphatidylinositol-mediated signaling; cell migration; phosphatidylinositol 3-kinase/protein kinase B signal transduction. Lineage: Eukaryota; Metazoa; Chordata; Mammalia; Primates; Cercopithecidae. The transcript is spliced from 10 exons. The coding region runs from base 144 to 3326 and encodes 1060 amino acids. The record is from RefSeq and is a predicted model, not a curated record. Gene Ontology annotation, cellular component: plasma membrane; phosphatidylinositol 3-kinase complex, class IB; phosphatidylinositol 3-kinase complex, class IA.
GCAUCUGGAUAUGAAGGGAGCCCCAGAAAAGCGGAAGAAUUUAGAGGCACACUGGGUAGGUCUGAAUUUGUUUUGUUUUUAAAAAUUAAACAAAUGAUCCUUCAGCAUCAUCGCCUCCGCUGCUUUAUCAGGUCGCGUAGGGCAUGGAGCUGGAGAACUAUGAACAGCCCGUGGUGCUGAGAGAGGACAACUGCCGCAGGCGCCGGAGGAUGAAGCCGCGCAGUGUUGCGGCCAGCCUGUCCUCCAUGGAGCUCAUCCCCAUCGAGUUCGUGCUGCCCACCAGCCAGCGCAAAUGCAAGAGCCCCGAAACGGCGCUGCUGCACGUGGCGGGCCACGGCAACGUGGAGCAGAUGAAGGCCCAGGUGUGGCUGCGAGCGCUGGAGACCAGCGUGGCGUCGGACUUCUACCACCGACUGGGGCCGGACCACUUCCUCCUGCUCUACCAGAAGAAGGGGCAGUGGUAUGAGAUCUACGACAAGUACCAGGUGGUGCAGACUCUGGACUGCCUGCGCUACUGGAAGGCCACUCACCGGAGCCCGGGCCAGAUCCACCUGGUGCAGCGGCGCCCGCCCUCUGAGGAGUCGCAGGCCUUCCAGCGGCAGCUCACCGCGCUGAUUGGCUAUGAUGUCACCGACGUCAGCAACGUGCACGACGACGAGCUGGAGUUCACGCGCCGCGGCCUGGUGACGCCGCGCAUGGCGGAGGUGGCCAGUCGCGACCCGAGGCUCUACGCCAUGCACCCCUGGGUGACGUCCAAGCCCCUCCCGGAGUACCUGUGGAAGAAGAUUGCCAACAACUGCAUCUUUAUCGUCAUUCACCGCAGCACCACCAGCCAGACCAUUAAGGUCUCGCCCGACGACACCCCUGGAACCAUCCUGCAGAGCUUCUUCACCAAGAUGGCCAAGAAGAAAUCUCUGAUGGAUAUUCCUGAAAGCCAAAGCGAACAGGAUUUUGUGCUGCGCGUCUGUGGCCGGGAUGAGUACCUGGUGGGCGAAACGCCCAUCAAAAACUUCCAGUGGGUGAGGCACUGCCUCAAGAACGGAGAAGAAAUUCACCUGGUACUGGACACGCCUCCAGACCCGGCCCUAGACGAGGUAAGGAAGGAAGAGUGGCCGCUGGUGGAUGACUGCACAGGAGUCACUGGCUACCAUGAGCAGCUGACCAUCCACGGCAAGGACCACGAGAGUGUGUUCACCGUGUCCCUGUGGGACUGCGACCGCAAGUUCAGGGUUAAGAUCAGAGGCAUUGAUAUCCCUGUCCUGCCCCGGAACACCGACCUCACAGUUUUUGUAGAGGCAAACAUCCAGCAUGGGCAGCAAGUCCUUUGCCAAAGGAGAACCAGCCCCAAACCCUUCACAGAGGAGGUGCUCUGGAAUGUGUGGCUUGAGUUCAGUAUCAAAAUCAAAGACUUGCCCAAAGGAGCUCUACUGAACCUCCAGAUCUACUGUGGUAAAGCUCCAGCAGUGUCCAGCAAGGCCUCUGCAGAGUCCCCCAGUUCUGAGUCCAAGGGCAAAGUUCAGCUUCUCUAUUAUGUGAACCUGCUGCUGAUAGACCACCGGUUCCUUCUGCGCCGUGGAGAAUACGUUCUCCACAUGUGGCAGAUAUCCGGGAAGGGAGAAGACCAAGGAAGCUUCAGUGCUGACAAACUCACGUCUGCAACUAACCCAGACAAGGAGAACUCAAUGUCCAUCUCCAUUCUUCUAGACAAUUACUGCCACCCGAUAGCCCUGCCUAAGCAUCAGCCCACCCCUGACCCGGAAGGGGACCGGGUUCGAGCAGAAAUGCCCAACCAGCUUCGCAAGCAAUUGGAGGCGAUCAUAGCUACUGAUCCACUUAACCCUCUCACAGCAGAGGACAAAGAAUUGCUCUGGCACUUUAGAUAUGAAAGCCUUAAGCACCCAAAAGCAUAUCCUAAGCUCUUUAGUUCAGUGAAAUGGGGACAGCAAGAAAUUGUGGCCAAAACAUACCAAUUAUUGGCCAGAAGGGAAGUCUGGGAUCAAAGUGCUUUGGAUGUUGGAUUAACAAUGCAGCUCCUGGACUGCAACUUCUCAGAUGAAAAUGUAAGAGCCAUUGCAGUUCAGAAACUGGAGAGCUUGGAGGACGAUGAUGUUCUGCAUUACCUUCUACAGUUGGUACAGGCUGUGAAAUUUGAACCAUACCAUGAUAGCGCCCUUGCCAGAUUUCUGCUGAAGCGUGGUUUAAGAAACAAAAGAAUUGGUCACUUUUUGUUUUGGUUCUUGAGAAGUGAGAUAGCCCAGUCCAGACACUAUCAGCAGAGGUUCGCCGUGAUUCUGGAAGCCUAUUUGAGGGGCUGUGGCACAGCCAUGCUGCACGACUUUACCCAACAAGUCCAAGUAAUCGAGAUGUUACAAAAAGUCACCCUUGAUAUUAAAUCACUCUCUGCUGAAAAGUAUGAUGUCAGUUCCCAAGUUAUUUCACAACUUAAACAAAAACUUGAAAACCUGCAGAAUUCUCAACUCCCCAAAAGCUUUAGAGUUCCAUAUGAUCCUGGACUGAAAGCAGGAGCGCUGGCAGUAGUGUCUUUUGAUGCCCAGAUUCUACGAAUCAUGGAGUCCAUUUGGGAGACUGAAUCUUUGGAUCUGUGCCUCCUGCCAUAUGGUUGCAUUUCAACUGGUGACAAAAUAGGAAUGAUCGAGAUUGUGAAAGACGCCACAACAAUUGCCAAAAUUCAGCAAAGCACCGUGGGCAACACGGGAGCAUUUAAAGAUGAAGUCCUGAAUCACUGGCUCAAAGAAAAAUCUCCUACUGAAGAAAAGUUUCAGGCAGCAGUGGAGAGAUUUGUUUAUUCCUGUGCAGGCUACUGUGUGGCAACCUUUGUUCUUGGAAUAGGCGACAGACACAAUGACAAUAUUAUGAUCACAGAGACAGGAAACCUAUUUCAUAUUGACUUUGGGCACAUUCUUGGGAAUUACAAAAGUUUCCUGGGCAUUAAUAAAGAGAGAGUGCCAUUUGUGCUAACCCCUGACUUCCUGUUCGUCAUGGGAACUUCUGGAAAGAAGACAAGCCUACACUUCCAGAAAUUUCAGGACACCUGUGUUAAGGCUUAUCUAGCCCUUCGUCAUCACACAAACCUACUGAUCAUCCUGUUCUCCAUGAUGCUGAUGACCGGAAUGCCCCAGUUAACAAGCAAAGAAGACAUUGAAUAUAUCCGGGAUGCCCUCACAGUGGGGAAAAAUGAGGAGGAUGCUAAAAAGUAUUUUCUUGAUCAGAUCGAAGUGUGCAGAGACAAAGGAUGGACUGUGCAGUUUAAUUGGUUUCUACAUCUUGUUCUUGGCAUCAAACAAGGAGAAAAACAUUCAGCCUAAUACUUUAGGCUAGAAUCAAAAACAAGUUAGUGUUCUAUGGUUUAAAUUAGCAGAGCAAUCAUUGAACUUGGAUUUCAAAUGCAAUACACAUUGUGAAAGCUGGCAUUUCAGAAGUAUAGCUCUUUUCCUACCUGAACUCUUCCCUGGAGAAAAGAUGUUGGCAUUGCUGAUUGUUUGGUUAAGCAAUGUCCAGUGCUAGGAUUAUUUGCAGGUUUGUUUUUUCUCAUUUGUCUGUGGCUUUGGAGUGUACUCUCGGUUUAAACAGACUAAUGACUUCCUUAUUGUCCCUGAUAUUUUGACUAUCUUACUAUUGAGUGCUUCUGGAAAUUCUUUGGAAUAAUUGAUGACAUCUAUUUUCAUCUGGGUUUAGUCUCAAUUUUGGUUAUCUUUGUGUUCCUCAAGCUCUUUAAAGAAAAAGAUGUAAUCAUUGUAAGCUUUGUCUCAUUCCUUAAAUGAUGGUUCCAAACAGCUCCUUAGUGUCUGCAGGUGUUAGUGGUGUGCUAAAAGCAAGGAAAGCGAGUUAGUCUUUUCAGUGUCUUUUGCAAUUAAGUUGUUUUAUCACGUACAACUAAAACACACAAACACAACAGAGGAAAUCCGAACCGCUGUGCCUUGACCUUCCUCUGCUGGUCUUGUUCCAGGUUAUGAAUAUGAAAAAAGAGAGAUGAGGCUUUUUGUGUCAACUCUGUCCACAAGAGUGAGUUAUCUAGUAUGAUUAGUAUAGCUUUCUCCUGCAUGGCAGCAGGUUGAAACUACAGGGCCCCUUUUAUGCCUGACAUUUCUUCUCUUCCUUUUUCCCUGCCUCCCUUUUUCAUCAAUUGCGAUGCUCCCACAACUCUUUACAGACUUGUGGAAUCUUCAAGAACACUUUUACUCUAGAACUCAAAAAUUAGUUGAAAAAGAAUUAUUUCUCAAGAAUUAUUAGAAUCUUAGGUACUUAUUUGUAAAGAUGUUUAGUGAUUUUUUUAAGUGUCUUAUUAAAGGAGGCAUUCUAGAAAAUAUGAAUUAGUUUCCAAAUACCUUAAUUUUAAACUUUGACCUGAACAGUUUCUUCUUUUUUUAAUGGAAGAAGAUAUUUGAUAUCUUAAAACUAUUCCAAGUUAGGAAGAACACUACUUGUCUUAUCCAUUUCCCAUUUAAAGGACUUUUAAACUUUGACACAUCCUUCAGAUUUCCUAAAAAUAAUUGAGAUAUCUUACUUUAAAAAUAUUUUCAUCUCUUAAAUAUCUUGUUAUUUAUUGGAGGUAUUGUUUAACCUUAGAGAGACCAUUAAAUUAUUUAUAAAAUAUUUUGUAAUUACCUGUAGUUAAUACAUUACAUAGAAAAAAACUCUAUGUUAACAGUGUCUAUGUUUAAAUAUAAUCAGAUAUAAAUAUAUACUUAAUUUUUUAAUUUUAAAAAUAGAUACCUGUUUGACUUUGAGGUAGUCCGGACUUUUUUUUUUAAUGUGUGCAAAAGCCCAGUGGUUCCUAAGCCUGGCUGCAAAGAAAAAUCCACAGGGACACUUUUUAAAAACACCCUUAUCAGCCUGGGCAACACAGUGAGACCCCAUCUCUUUAAACAAACAAACAAACAAAAAGCUGGGUAUAGUGGUGUGUGCCUGUAGUCCCAGGUACUCGGGAGUCUGAGGCAGGAGGAUUGCCUGAGCCCAAGAGGUGGAAACUGCAGAGAGUCAUGAUCAUGACCCUACACUCCAGACUGGAUGACAAAGCGAGACCCUGUCUCAAAAAAAAUAAAAAAUAAAAACACCCUUGACUGAGUUCCAUUCCCAGGUUGUAAUUUAAUUACUGUGGGAUGAGGCCCAGACAUCAAUAUUUUUCUAGAUUCUUUAGGUGAUUCUAAUUCACAGCCAGAGCUGGAAGCCCUGCGUGGCCUUUGAAGGUCUAGAUGAUUCUUCUUCCUUGCCCUUUGAGUUUUUUCCCGUCUCACAGGUAUCUAGAAAAAAACUCCUCUUCUUUGGCAACCUGUCUGUCCUUUUAAAAUCACACUCUACCCGCCUGUACGGAGGACCAU